Molecule: messenger RNA, 1086 nt
Organism: Leucoraja erinaceus (little skate)
Lineage: Eukaryota; Metazoa; Chordata; Chondrichthyes; Rajiformes; Rajidae
Product: RNA-binding protein 39-like
Biological process (GO): mRNA processing
Cellular component (GO): nucleus
Molecular function (GO): RNA binding
Source: RefSeq, a predicted model, not a curated record
AUGUCCGGAAUCCGGAACGUGGCACCCAUCCCGUCACACGCUCCCUGUGAAAGAGCUGACCAGCGGGGGAGUGGGGACCGGCCGCUGGCACCGGGACAUUCGGGGAGCAGCGCGGAGAGCGCGGGGGCGGAGCGCAGCCCGAGUCAGGAGAGGAUACGCAGCAGUUUUACUCUCCUCCCCCCACACAGCGAGAGGGGACGGGGCAGGAGGCACCGCAAAGGCAGGAGGAGGAGUCAGGAGCGGAGGAGAGGACGGAGGAGGGGUCACAGCCGGCGGAGGGGGAGGCGCAGGAGCUCGGGACAUCGACACAGGGACCGGCACAGACAUUGUCGCUCGUGCAGCCGCAGCCCGGAGCGAUCGCGGAGCCUCAGCAGGGACCGCCUCUAUGGCCGCACUGCGGAGGAACGAGACGCCUGCACGAUUCUCUGUCUCCAGUUCUCGGCGCGGACUCGACCCCGCGACCUCGGGCACUUCUUCAGCUCCGUCGGAAAGGUCCGAGACGUGAAGAUUAUUUCGGACCGGAGUUCCCGCCGGUCAAAGGGCAUCGCGUACGUGGAGUUUUACAACAUCGAGUCGGUGUCCAAAGCCAUCGCCCUGUCCGGCACCAAACUCCUGGGGGUCCCAAUCAUCAUCCAGGCCUCACAGGCUGAGAAGAACCGCGCGGAGCCGGGCGGAGGCCUGCGGGGGCCCCCGGGGCCACAACGCCUCUACGUGGGGUCCCUACACUCCAACAUCACACAGGACAUGCUGAGGGACAUCUUCACCCCCUUUGGCAAGAUUGAGAGUCUGCAUCUGAUCCGGGAUCCAGACACCGGCAUCUCUAAGGGUUACGGAUUUGUCACGGGUCCCCUGCGGCCCCUGAGGUGUGGGCCCCGUGGGCCGAUCGCUGGGAACCCCGAGACCACGGCCUCCGUCAUGGACAGCGAGGACACGGACCGCAGCGGAGUCAGUCUGGGGCCUAGCGGCAGGCUCCAGCUCAUGGCCCGGCUGGCUGAGGGGUGCGGGGAUGGGACCUUCCUGCGGCUGCUCUCCCAUCGGCACAACCUUUAUCCGUUCGGGAUCCUGAUGCCCGGCGGCUGCAGGUGA